Messenger RNA from Helobdella robusta, 1284 nucleotides. RefSeq lists its product as hypothetical. The record is from RefSeq and is a predicted model, not a curated record. Gene Ontology annotation, molecular function: protein binding. Gene Ontology annotation, biological process: chemical synaptic transmission. Bases 1 to 1161 code for a protein of 386 amino acids. Lineage: Eukaryota; Metazoa; Annelida; Clitellata; Rhynchobdellida; Glossiphoniidae. Gene Ontology annotation, cellular component: cytoplasm; plasma membrane; dendritic spine. The transcript has 9 exons.
AUGCAAAAUGUAGUUUCAUUUUAUGUUACACUACGUGACCCGUGCAACGAAUCAGUCCUGAUUGAAGGGGUCCUCUUCAGGGCCAACUACCUCGGCUCCACGCAACUGAUCUCUGAAGGUCAACCCUCGAAGGCCAUGAGGAUGAUGCAGGCACAAGAGGCUGUCGGCAGGAUCAAGGCACCUCUCGGCGAAUCACAACCUGCCACUGAGGUUGACCUGUUUGUCUCCAUUGAGAAGAUCAUGGUACUCAACACGAAUCUUCAAGAAAUAAUGAUGGACCAUGCACUGCGCACGAUCUCGUACAUAGCGGACAUUGGCGAUUUGUUGGUCAUCAUGGCUCGUAGGGGCUCCACAAUUCGAAACGUCGGUCCAACAGGUCAAAAGAAGACGCAGACGAAAAUAUGCUGUCACGUGUUUGAAUCUGAUGAGGCGCAACUGAUAGCUCAGUCAAUAGGACAGGCAUUCCAGGUAUCGUAUGUUGAAUUUUUGAAAGCAAAUGGAAUCGACGAGGGAACGAACAUGAUGAAGAAUGUUGAUUACCAGGAUGUGUUGAAUCAGCAGGAAGUCUAUGGAGAGGAGUUGUACAUGUUCUCUAACAAGGAUAUGCAAAGAGAGGUUAUACUUACCAAGUCUAAGGGAGAGCCUCUGGGUGUGGUCAUAGUUGAAUCAGGGUGGGGGAGCAUGGUGCCGACUGUGGUGCUGGCCAACAUGUUACCUACUGGGCCUGCUGCUAGGUGCAAUUCUUUAAACAUUGGAGACCAGAUCAUAUCCAUCAAUGGCAUUUCACUUGUUGGUCUGCCUCUCUCCACCUGCCAGAGUUACAUCAAGGCAGCUAAGCAUCGUUCCACCGUAAAGUUGGCUGUCGUGUCGUGUCCACCUGUUGUUGAAGUUCUCAUCAAAAGACCGGAUAUCAAGUAUCAGCUGGGCUUCAGUGUUCAAGAUGGAGUCAUUUGUAGUCUUCUGAGAGGAGGCAUAGCGGAGAGAGGUGGGGUGAGGGUGGGUCACCGAAUUAUUGAAAUCAAUGGACAGAGUGUUGUGGCAGUGCCCCAUGAAAAAAUUGUAAACACGUUAGCCCGGUCGGCCGGAGAGAUUCACAUGAAAACAAUGCCUACAUCGAUUUUUCGACUGCUAACUGGCCAAAUAAUACCUCAUUAUAUUUAGACAUUUACAACACGAAACUCAACAGUUCCAUUGAUGCAUGGUUGCAUUUGUCUUGCAAUUUUGUUCAAUUUUAAAAUUUAUAAAUAUUAUUUAUUUACAAUAUACAAAUAUAUGUAUAUUUGA